Messenger RNA from Hevea brasiliensis (rubber tree), 2054 nucleotides. Its product is annotated as increased DNA methylation 1-like. NCBI's taxonomy places the organism in Eukaryota, Viridiplantae, Streptophyta, Magnoliopsida, Malpighiales, Euphorbiaceae. The record is from RefSeq and is a predicted model, not a curated record. The transcript has a single exon. Bases 180 to 1934 code for a protein of 584 amino acids. Gene Ontology annotation, molecular function: transcription corepressor activity; acyltransferase activity, transferring groups other than amino-acyl groups. Gene Ontology annotation, biological process: negative regulation of DNA-templated transcription.
GAAGAACCCAAAUCCUUAUGGGAAAAGAAGAAGCAAGGUUUUAGUAGAACUCCACAUAUGUAUUGACAGAGGCUAAACCCUGACGUCGCUAGAACACUCAAAUCGCAGGCUUAAUGUUUCAGGGAACUAAAAUUUCAGGAAUUCUUUAAGCACAAAAAAAUUUAUACGACUCCAUUGCCAUGGAAGAUCGAAAAAGAAAGGGCAGCGUAGGGUUUGAAGAAUGGGUACCAGUUAGUCCUCACACGUUGGCUGCCGGUGGAGUGGGGUUUUCUCCUUCUGCGAUUUCCAAAUAUGAAUUUGCAUUCUUCGAUGAUAAAAAGCCUCCAGAGUCUCUUGUGAUAGAUGCGAGGAAGCAGCUUUCGUAUUUGGGUUGGCAAAUUGAGCGCAAGAAGUACAAAAACACAUAUAGAUAUCGAUAUAUCUCGCCGGAUGCAACCAAGAUAUAUUUUUCUCUUCAUCAACUUUGUCAUGAUCUCAGAGACCCCAUUAUGCAGAGCCAAAGGAUUCCGAAGCCAAAAAUAGGAAGAAAAAAGGUAUGUAUGAAAACCUCAAAGACAUCAAGAGAUGAUGAUCCGAAAGUUAAUCAGUCUACCUUGGUGCAGUGCUCGGGCAAAAGGGCAAAGAAGAGAGAAACAAGUACUGGUUCCUCAAAUCGCAAUUGUAUUGUCUUGUCUUGUUUGAUAGACAAUAACGUGGUGUUGGUAGGGGCAAAAGUGCAUUACCGUGCUAGCAAAUGCAAGGGACGUAAUCAAUUGACAGAAGGGUGGAUAACUCGUGGUGGAAUCAAGUGCAAUUGCUGUGAGCAGAUUUUUAUGCUCACUCAAUUUGAAGCUCAUGCUGGUAGCACUCAACAUAGGCCAUCCGAAAAUAUUUUAUUGGAAGAUGGCAGGUCCUUGCUGGACUGUAUUCAGCAAUUGGGUCAUAAAUAUAAGAGGCAAAGGAUCUCAAGAAGCAAUUGUAAGAGGAAGGAUGAACAAGGUGGAAAUACGGAUGAUAGUGAUAAUAUAUGUUCUGUUUGUCGAGAAGGGGGUGAUUUGAUUUUAUGUGAUCAAUGUCCAUCAUCAUUCCACACAAAUUGCAUUGGUUUGGAGGAUGUUCCUGAUGGGGAUUGGUUUUGCCCAUUCUGCUGUUGUAAUAUAUGUGGCCACACCCAAUUCCAAGAGAAUUUUCAGCAAGACGGUUGCAUUUUCAGAUGUGACCAAUGCCUGCUUAAAUUUCAUGUUGGGUGUGCAAGGGAAAGAGGACUAAUCAUGUUCGAAAGGAAAAAUCCUGAUGAUCAUUGGUUUUGCAGCAACAAGUGCGAAGAUAUAUUUUCAGGCCUCAAAAAGCUUCUGGGAAGAUCGAUUGUAGUAGGUGCAGACAAUCUCAUUUGGACAUUGUUGAAACCCAUGGGGUCUGAUAACGAUGAUCUUCAGGACUUAUCAGCUAUCAAUGACCUACUUGAUCUUGCUCUUGAGGUCAUGCAUGAAUGUUUUGAACCAGUUAAAGAAGCCUACAAUGGAAGAGAUAUUGUAGAAGAUGUGAUCUUUAACAGAGGAUCUGACCUCAAUCGUCUGAACUUUCGGGGAUUCUACACAGUACUUUUAGAGAGGGAUGAUGAAAUACUAACUGUCGCUAAUGUGCGAGUUCUUGGAGAUAAGGUGGCUGAGGUGCCCUUUGUUGCCACCAGGUUUGAGUAUAGAAGACUUGGAAUGUGCAGGAUACUGAUGAGUGAGCUUGAAAAGCAUCUAAUGAACUUGGGAGUGGAGAGGUUAGUUUUACCUUCUGCUUCUAGCAUGGUGGACGCAUGGAUCAAUGGAUUUGGAUUCUCUAUGAUGACAGAUUUUGAUAUAAGAAGACAGAACUUAGAAUACAAUGUCCUGAAUUUUCAAGGUGCUAUCAUGUGCCAAAAGUUCUUGAGGAAUGUAACUUCUGCAAGCAAAAAGCCUUGGUGAUCUUAGAUCUUACUGCUGUUGAUGAAGCAAUUAACAAUGCAACUCUAUUUUUUUUUCUAAUGGAUAUUCGAAAUAAAUUUGAAAUUUUUUUUUUGAUAAAUGUUUGUUGUAAUUAGUCCA